ACGGCGGCGGCGGGCGGGAGGCAGCGGCCGGGAGGCAGCGGCUGCCCCGCCGCCGGGCUCCUUGAGGCUCCUCGGGCCGCCGCUGGCAAAAAUACCGAGUCUGGUCCAGGAUCCUGACGGGGUGAGGCUGCCACAGCUCCGUGUCCCGGGUCCAACCAGUAGCCAAAUGGAUUCCCAGCAGGCAUAUGCAUGCAGAGUGCACCCACGUCACACACGUGUGUACAUGCAUGGUCCUGUUUGAUGCUGGUCGGAGUGUUUGCAGAUGUUUUUUCACUGUAUAUUUCUCUCCUUUUCUGGAUGCCCAAUGUGAAGGUCAGGCUCUAAUCAGCAGAAGAUGAAAAAUUGGAUGCCUGCCUGUGAAGGAAAUGAACCCAGGAAGUAAUGUGAAGGGCCAUGUGAAGCUCUGUCAUAGCAGAAAUUUGCUAAAAGAUUGCUUUGCAUAGCUGAGCUUGGCAAAGCAAGGAUAUGAACAAUUAUACAGAUUUCUGUAGUUCCAGCGCGGGAGACUGCCAGCAAUGGGAGAAGUUCAAUGGGCAGAAACAAAGAGAAGAGCAAGGAAGUCGAGAAUUUCAGAAAUUGAGAAGGGAUAAGUGGAAGGAGAAAAUGUUGGGCUGGUGCCAAGCGAUAGCUCGUAACCCUCACAGACUUCCAAACAGCACAAGAACACCCGAGGUCUCAGGUGAUGCUUCACAUAACUCUACUUUGAAUGACAAAUCCCCAGGGCGUUCCACAAGUCGAUCAAGUAAUAUUUCAAAGGCAAGCAGCCCUACAACAGGAACAGCUCCCAGGAGUCAGUCACGAUUGUCUGUCUGCCCUUCCACUCAGGACAUUUGUAGAUCUACUGCCUUGCAUGAUUUGUCAGAAGAUGAGCUUGAACAUGCAACCCCUGUCAUGGUGCUGACCCCUUCUAAUAGGGAGUCUGGUAGGAAACAAGUAAAACGAAGGUUUAGGCGGAAAAGAGAGUCUGGAGACAAUGGUGAUCAUACAGAAAAGGGGAAAGACUGUAAAUUACAUCCCAAGGCUGCAAAAUCCAGCUGGAAUGCAUCUGAUUCGUCAUCAUCCUCAGAUGAGAGUCAGUGGGCUCAGGCUAGGAGGAGAGCAAGAGAAAAAGCCAGAAUGUCCAGGAGAGGGAGAAGGAUUAAGGGAUCAUGCAGUAACCAGGAUGGGUCCUCAAACAAUAAUGCUGUUGAACUUGUCACUCUGGGGACAAUGGGGAAAAAGAAGCAAGAGGUAUCUGACCCUGAAAAUCCUACUUUAAAUCAUCGCAGAAGAAGGGUUCCGAGGUUUAAGGAAUCACAGUCUUCAGUAUCAUCUCAGGAAGCAAAGAUCUCUUCAAGAAAAUGUGGAAAAAGCAAGGAGAAAAGCUACUGCAGAGAUCGGCAGCCUGCAUCUUCUUACCUUAGACGCAAUAAAGAUAUGAAGGACUCCUUUGCAGAGGCAGGCUCUGGCAGUGAUGCUCUGGCAGUCCCAGAUAAUGGAGCACCUGUUGGGGCAGGGCCCACUGUGACUGAUGCUGUUCAGAAGCCUCCAGUGUUGUAUGAUGACUGGUCUGAUGAUUUAGAAGUAUGCAGGAUCUGUCACUGUGAGGGAGAUGAUGAAAGUCCCCUCAUCACACCGUGUCGCUGCACAGGGACCCUACGCUUUGUUCAUCAGGCCUGCCUGCACCAGUGGAUUAAGAGCUCAGACACACGCUGUUGUGAACUCUGCAAGUACGACUUUAUAAUGGAGACCAAGCUCAAACCUCUUCGGAAGUGGGAGAAACUACAGAUGACGACAAGUGAGAGGAGGAAAAUAGUUUGUUCAGUCACAUUCCACGUAAUUGCAAUUACCUGUGUUGUUUGGUCAUUGUAUGUUUUAAUUGAUAGAACUGCUGAGGAAAUUAAACAAGGCAAUGAUAAUGGUGUCCUUGAAUGGCCGUUUUGGACAAAACUCGUGGUGGUGGCCAUUGGAUUCACGGGGGGCCUCGUCUUCAUGUACGUGCAGUGUAAGGUUUACGUUCAGCUGUGGCGCAGGUUGAAAGCCUACAACAGAGUGAUCUUUGUUCAGAACUGCCCAGACACCGCCAAAAAACUGGAGGAGAAGAACUCUUCGUGCACGCACAGCUCGGACGUCAAGGACGCAGUGGUGGUGCCAGUAGCACAGACAGGUACAAACUCUCAGCUGGCAGCUGAAGAAAUGACAUCCGAGGUGAUGCCAGUUUGACAGAGACAGCGUUGUUUCUUCCUUGCAGAAUAAGGCAUAGUGUUUUCUACACUACUAAUGCUGAAAGAGAGUAGAAAUGACUGUGCAUUUUUUCAGUUAAAAAACAAAAAAACACAAACCAAAACCCUAGAAGGAAAAAGGAUCCAGCAAAGCAACUUGUUACUGUAUGGAAUGUGACCAUUUGUGAAGUAGUUUCUCAGCUAGUCAGCAAGUGUUGUGAAAGUGGAAGUGUAGAAAGUGCAAUAGAGAACAGGUUUAACAGACAAUGCCAAACCAACGCGACAGCAUUACUUUUAAAAUUAUUAUUAUACAAAAAAAAAAAUGGAUGGCUGGGCAAGUAGACACAGACCUGCUAGAACCAUUUUGUUUACAGGAAACAAAACCAAACCGUUCAUCUAUUUACUACUAAAAGUUGUAUUUCCUAUUUAUCUUCUUAAAGACACACUUGAAAGGAGAACUGUUCAAGUGACACGCAUUAACUGAACCGAGGUAUAAAGAGCUGUGUCACAGCACCCACUCUGAGCCUCAUGAAGUGACAGAUGUCCGUGUGACUCCAGGGGAGCCUGAAUGUUUGGGCAGCUGUGUCAACUAAGGAUAUUUGAAACAUUUGAAGGGUAACACUGUUUUUCAAUAUGCCUGAAUUUUUUUAAAAAUAAGCAAUUCCAACCAGUAUAAACUCACGUCUCCAUAGGCUAUAGAUAUUUUUAACUAUAGCUGUCAGCAAAACAAGUAUGGGGAGGAGAAAAAUUGUAGAUAAUGCAUUUAAAAGAGCAGCUCAGCUGUUUAUUAUAUUCUGUAAGAGUGAAUUAGAUUUUUUUUCAUAAAUUGGAUAUACAAAGUUUUGAGGCAAAACUAUAAAUGAAAAAAUGCAGUUGACUGCAAAAUCACACAAAAGUAAAUUGCAUAUUAUCAAAUUCUGAAAGGAUGACACAGGGACAAUGGAAGGUAUUUUGGGUUUUAUUUUUUAUGAUUCAUGAUACAGACAGGUAGAGAGAAGAGAAUAUACUUAGAUAUCUUAAAAGGAUGGUAGUUUUUGUCUCCCUGUUCUGAAAAGUUAGUUUCUGUCUUCCUAACUAAGAAAAGUAAAUCAAUGGAUUCCCUCUGUACAGGUAAACUUGAGGUAUUAAAGAUUCAACAGCUCAGUUGUUAAUUUCAUGUUUUGAGCAUUCUCAUAUAAAAAUGAAGUGUGAAUAGCAUUAAAGAGUGCAAUAGAUGAAUGAAUGUAGAUAUAAUACUGUGUCCAACAGGCUGAAUUAUAUAAAGAACACAUUUUGUGAUUAGCUACUCAUAUCUAUGAUGUUUACCAUCAGGGGACGACAGCAGGUAUUGACUUGGAGUUAUGUGCUGGCUUGGACAAGUCUAGGGCCUGAACAUAAUAUAUAUUUAAAAAAAAAAAAGUGUAAAGUUCUUUUUUGGUCUUGUAUUUAGGUAAACAAGGAAAAGCAAACAAGCAAGUAAAGAACCAGAGUAAAGAGAGUAAUACGGCACAGGUUCAUUCAAAGGGGGAAUCUGCCAUUAAUUACCAGUGGACUAGCCUUCUACAGAAGCCUUGCAGUUUCUAAUGGUAAAUUUCCUCCUCACACGUUCAAACAUCUCCAGUUAAAUAAGUGAGUCAUCACAUCCUUCCAAAUACAAAGAGUGCUGGGCCUAAGAUGUAGUGGAGUUUAUCUAUUAGGUAUUUCUUUGUGAAUGUGUUUAAUGGUUUAAAGGCUCAGGGACUACUGGAAGUAGCAGUAUUAGAAGAAAAAAAGAAGUGUCUUUUUCAGAGCAUUUUAUUCCUCUGUUUUGGAAUUGCUCGUAUAAUUUGGUGGUGAGUGACUGUCAUUUGGCCAGACUGGACACAAAAUCUUGGUGCUUGAAUACACCUGAAAUACGUGUUAAUAUUCUAAGUUACUCCAGGUGAGUUGGACUGAUGUUCAAGCCGUUUCAAAUGAUGCCACUUGCUCUUCAUGUAAAAUAAUUUUCCAAUUAUCCAGUUGCAGAAUUGGAAAUGUAACAGCUUCUCAUUUGAAAACAGAUAUGUGAGAAACCAAAUCAUUUCUCUGUUUAUAAUUGUGGAGGAGACUUUACAAAGUCUUCAGAAAACCAUGACAGUACUAAGGAAUGCCUCAUAACUGCAUGUGUUUAAGAUAUUCUGCAAAGACAUCAUUUCUAAAAGUGUAAACCUAUUCACUAAAAAGUAAAUCUCAUUAUAGUUGAAGCAAGUUAGACACUUAAAAUUACUAGCUGCAUCUCCAUGUUUGGAAUUAUGUUUACAAUAAAACCUGAUGAAUCACAGCAUAGUUGACUGACAAAAACAAACAAAAAAAUAAAACAAAAACAAAAAACAGCCAGCAUUAUGGAAGACAACUACGGUCUUUCUGAAAUGACCAGAAAGUUUCUUGCUGUCAUCUAAGUGACAGUAACCCUGCUUCUUCAGACAACUUGUUCUUUAACCUGCUGUAAUAUCAUGACCCCAUUGAAAGUACUUUAUCUCCUAUUUUGACAGUUUACUGGAAACUAAUUCACGCUGUUCUUUUCUUGAACAAGCAUAAAAUUCAAAUAAAGGAAAAAAAUACUUGAGGCUUCUGAAAACAGAUGUAUGGCAUCCAGCAAAAUUACUGCACGUUUUUAAAACACACCGAAGAGUCAGCAACAGAACAACUUGCAAAGUCAUUUUAUACUGAAAGCUUCAACUUCCAAACACUGUUGUGGCACUCAAGUACAUGUGCAACUGAGCUUAAAGUUAAAUGUAGGAAUCGGAGAAAGACUUCAGCUGAAAUUCGUCCUCUCCCUUUGAAAUAUUUAUUCGGACAGCAGAAAAAGAAGCAAAAUGAGACAUUGUUUGCUAAAGUCAGCGGCAAAAGAGAUUACAGCAGGUUGGAAGCAGUCUUUAAACUCUUUAAGGAUUACAGUAUUAGCCAAUGCACCCUUUCUCAUUUUAGGUGCAGUGGAUAUGCUAAAGCUUUCAGGGAUUUCAUGCUGGGUUGGAAUUUGUUUCUGUAGCAGGGUGGGACCUCUUCAGGACAGCAAGGAUCUAUUCACACCAACAUGCCUUAGAUGCAGGUCUGCACGAGUAACGAUGGUGCGUGAAUACAGACCCUAGGCAGCUGCUUAUCAAACAAUGAUUCUUCAUUCCCACAAAAAGGGUAAUUUUCUGUAUUAACAGGAUUCUGGGCUGCAAAAACAGCUUACUGAAAGUUUUAAGAUACAUCCUAAGAUUUUUUAAAUGAAAUGAGUACAAGAUAUUGAAUAAAGAUCAGUAUCAAGCUACCUGUGUAGCCACAGUGCAUCUCAGGCAAACACACUGACAGUGGAGUUUAGCUUGGCUAAACCCAACAAGGGCAGAGCCUUGCUCCAAGCUGCCAUUACUGAGAAGAACUUAACCUGCAUUCCUGUUUAAGCAAAGUUUUAACGAAGGUAGGUGGAAGUAAGUUGGUGUGAGAUCAGAUCUUGAAUUUUAGCAAGAUACUUCUAUCUAAUCUGUGGGUAUGCACGUUUCUUCUCCUGAUUUAAGAUAUAAGCAUUACAAAAUUAACUUCAAACUGGCUUAAAUAUAUCACUUCUGACUAUCAUUAGCAUUAAGAAUAUUCUCAACUAGUCCAAUUGUGCCAUUCACACACCGCUUUAUCUGAAAGCGGUGCUUAUUUUUUUUGUGUAGAAAAAAAUAGUAAGUUCCCCAUCACCAGAACAAACUAUUUAUAAGUUCUAAUAAAGCGAUGACACUUACUCUAUGAUGAAAAUAUUUUACUGUGUAUAAUAUUUGGAACUACAAGUUUGUGUUACUUGUUUAACUCCCUCUCUUUUGCAAAAGAAAAACUGUAUGUUUUUGUGGCUGAAUGUGUACUGAAAGACAGAAGGUAAGGGAAACAAAAGUAAUAUAUCUGCUUAUUGUUGUGAAAAAAAUGUAUUUGUAUUAAACAAAUGACCCAAAUUUCUGUAGUAUUCUACAUUUGUCAGUCUGUUUAUAGAGCAUCGCAUACUGAGCAUGUAUUGGCGACACCACACUCUUGCAAGGAAUGUGAACAAUACACUCAGCUGCAUACUCAGUAUUGAUAAACCUGCUGGAUUGGCAGGCCUAGCGUUGGGUACCGCGCCUUGGCAGAAAACACCUCAGAGUACAAAACCACUUGAGAAGAGCUAUGGUUGUUUAACUCGCAGAAGGGAAGAGAUAUAUAAGAACAGGCGUUAAUGACAAAAACAACUUUUUCCAUCCAUAGCAAAACAGACAACUAGUACUGGGUUUCAGCUGCAGCAAGGCCAGGAGGAAGAAAUGUUUCUAAGGAGCAGAGUGCCUUGGACUAAACAGUUAAACGUGACUGUGUAACGUCCAACACUAGAAAUCCUUAAAGAUGGGCUGGACAAACUCUGCAGAGCUAAAUGAUUUAAAGAAUCCUACUUUAGAUUGUCAGAAUGGAUCGGGUGUCCUUUUUAUUAUUUUAGAAUUCUACUGCGUGAGAUUUUUCUCAUAAAAAUCCGACAGAAUAAAUGUUUUUUUUCCUUUUUAUGAAAAGAAUAUUACAAGCGUGCUUUAAAAAGUUAUCUGUGUCGUUUGAGUCAGGAUACUUUCUUUGGUUUCAUACCUAUCUGUCUUGAUAAAUACAAGUUCCAGCCAAACUACAUAGUUUUCUGAAGAGGAUUGUGUCAACCUACCCCUUAUAGCUGUCCUAGAUUGUCAGCUGGGGAGAAAGUGGGCUGAGUUUCAAGUCUUCACUGUUCUAGCUGGAAUAGAUCAUCAAAUGGCUGGAGCCUGCUAAGAAUAUGGUCAAACCACAGGAAAAGUGUUCUAACAGAUUAUAUUCCCUACAUCCAACAGACUGUUCAUUUUGUUAAAUCUGCCCUAACUAGCUUGCCAUUUAAAUCAAAUACAGAUUCAUGAAUCUACAAGAUACAACACAGAAGAAACAGCAUAACUAAAGAAAUUCGAGUAAUAAAAAAUGUAUUUUUGUUAACAUACAAAAAUAAAACCACAUUUAUUUUUAGAAUUCAGGGAACACUGGUGUAAGUCCACUACACCUUUUUGCUUCGCACGUGAGGUAUUUGCAAUCCCUUGAUGAAGAGGGUACCAUUAGAUCGCAAAACACAUUUCUGUUCAGUUCGCUCUCUGCGUACAUAUAAAGAAACAACGCUGUAUUUACUCAUACGUCCCCCCCACCAACUCCAAAUAAAAUACUGAAGUUGUUCUGUACCUCAAAUUGAUCUUGAUCUAAAAGCCAAAACCACACACACAAAAAUACAACAAUCAGCACUAUUAAAAACAAAAAGCAAAGAUGAUGGAAGAUCAAAAUAAUUUUUAAGUAAGUGCGUUAACUAAAUUAGCAAUGGAUAUUUCUUUUAAAGUUGGAGUCCAACAGUUCUGGAUUCUAGACUGUCUUCAUAUACAGUCAUUACAGAGAUGCGUAUGAGUGCUACUCCAAUAAAGACCAAAAACCCACAUACUGUACUCUGUAAGUCUAUUCCUUGAACUACUCAGGAAUGGCUCAGAAAAUGGUUCAUAUAUAUUGCCUUUUGGACUUGUUGCAUCCUGUUGCACACACUGACAUUCCAUAAAGGAUCAGCACGUGCUUUGGUAGCAGAAAAAAGUAAAAAUACAAUAAUGAGCCAGGUUAAGUGCCUAACUGCAUGAUAGCUUUUCCUCAUCAGGCAUGUCUGUAGUCGCACCCCUUUAGAAAUGGCUUUGUGAAGCAGACCAGAAAGCCAUGGUGAACAGGUCCUUUAAUUCAGCCACAUUUGUUUCUGACACUAAAGGAUGGUAAAUUAAUUAAUCCACUGCGUAAAGCCAUCCCUGAGAAGGACAGGUUUUUGUUUUGUCUCUUAAAUCAACAAUUGACAGCUAUUUGCUCAGUGUACAUGAAACAACAUCAGAUUACUGCUGGAAUCAAAGACAGCUGCUUUGUUCCAGCUGACACCAUCAGUAUGAUAAGCUCUAGAAUCAGAGCACAGCUCAGCUGCUGCUGAGAAAGUCUGAAUAUAAUUCAGCCAGCUCCUCAGAGAGGUCUUAGCUCUCCAAGGCUAGCUAGAAUAAAGUAUACCUUCAAAAAAAGCAUACCAG
Molecule: messenger RNA, 8233 nt
Organism: Cygnus olor (mute swan)
Lineage: Eukaryota; Metazoa; Chordata; Aves; Anseriformes; Anatidae
Gene: MARCHF1
Product: membrane associated ring-CH-type finger 1
Exons: 13
Coding region: 466-2202 (578 amino acids)
Biological process (GO): antigen processing and presentation of peptide antigen via MHC class II; immune response; protein polyubiquitination
Cellular component (GO): lysosome; cytoplasm; early endosome membrane
Molecular function (GO): ubiquitin protein ligase activity; zinc ion binding; MHC protein binding
Source: RefSeq, a predicted model, not a curated record